AUUAUGAUCUUGUGGUUUCGUAAAAAAGACCUCUUCAAUCCCUUGAUGGCUGAAAGAACUUCUGAGAAUCCAUCAUUGCAAAAAUCCACCACCUUGUAAAUUUUAUGGACAAACAUUUUCAUUCAGUUCCACAAUGGCUCAUCAUUCUGAGAUCCCUCGCACGUCUAAGCAUUUGUGUGAAUGCUGUUCAAAGGUAUUUUCUUCUGCUUCUGCUUUAAAGACUCACAUGGGAAUCCACGCUGGCGAAAAACAAUUCUCCUGUGAAGAGUGUUCUAAGGAAUUCUCUCAACCUUCAAACCUGAUAGAACACAAAAAAAUCCAUACUGGCGAAAAGCCAUUCUCCUGUGAAGUGUGUUCUAAGGAAUUUGCUAACCGUUCAAACCUGAUCGUGCACGUGAGAAUACAUACCGGGGAAAAGCCAUAUUCCUGUGAAGUGUGUUCCAAGAAAUUUACUCAACUUUCGCAUAUGAAAGAACACAGAAGAAUCCAUUCUGGCGAAAGGCCAUUCUCCUGUGUUGUGUGUUCUAAGAAAUUUUCUACCUUCCCACACCUUAACGUACACAUGAGAACUCAUACUAACGAGAAGCCAUUCUCCUGUGAAGAGUGUUCUAAGGAAUUCUCUCAACCUUCAAACCUGAUAGAACACAAAAAAAUCCAUACUGGCGAAAAGCCAUUCUCCUGUGAAGUGUGUUCUAAGGAAUUUGCUAACCGUUCAAACCUGAUCGUGCACGUGAGAAUACAUACCGGGGAAAAGCCAUAUUCCUGUGAAGUGUGUUCCAAGAAAUUUACUCAACUUUCGCAUAUGAAAGAACACAGAAGAAUCCAUUCUGGCGAAAGGCCAUUCUCCUGUGUUGUGUGUUCUAAGAAAUUUUCUACCUUCCCACACCUUAACGUACACAUGAGAACUCAUACUAACGAGAAGCCAUUCUCCUGUGAAGAGUGUUCUAAGGAAUUCUCUCAACCUUCAAACCUGAUAGAACACAAAAAAAUCCAUACUGGCGAAAAGCCAUUCUCCUGUGAAGUGUGUUCUAAGGAAUUUGCUAACCGUUCAAACCUGAUCGUGCACGUGAGAAUACAUACCGGGGAAAAGCCAUAUUCCUGUGAAGUGUGUUCCAAGAAAUUUACUCAACUUUCGCAUAUGAAAGAACACAGAAGAAUCCAUUCUGGCGAAAGGCCAUUCUCCUGUGUUGUGUGUUCUAAGAAAUUUUCUACCUUCCCACACCUUAACGUACACAUGAGAACUCAUACUAACGAGAAGCCAUUCUCCUGUGAAGAGUGUUCUAAGAAAUUCUCUCAAAUUUCGAACCUGAUAGAACACAAAAAAAUCCAUACUGGCGAAAAGCCAUUCUCCUGUGAAGUGUGUUCAAAGGAAUUUUUUAAACUAGCAAGCCUGAAGAAUCACAUGAAGACACAUACUGGCGAAAAACCAUUCACCUGUGAAUUAUGUUCUAGGAAAUUUUCUGAAUUAAAAAACCUGAAGGUGCACUUGAAAGUACAUACUGGUGAAACGCCAUUUUCCUGUGACGUGUGUCCUAAGAAAUUUCACACCUCUGUGCAGCUGAACGCACACUUGAAAACCCAUACUAGCAAGAAGCCAUUCUCCUGCGAAGACUGUUUUAAGGAAUUCUCUCAACUUUCUCACCUGAAAGUACACAAAAAGAUCCAUUCUGGCGAAAAGCCAUUCUCCUGUGAAAUGUGUUCUAAGAAAUUUUCUAGACGAGAAAACUUGAAGAAGCACUUGAGAAUACAUACCGGCGAAAAGCCAUUCUCCUGUGAGUUAUGUUCUAAGAAAUUUUCUGAACUAGCCAGCCUGAACCUGCACGUGAGAAAACAUACUGGUAUAAGGCCAUUUUCCUGUGAAGUGUGUCCUAAGAAAUUUUACACCUUCGGGAACCUUAAAGAACACUUGAGAAUCCAUACUGGGGAGAAGCCAUUCUCCUGUGAAGUGUGUUCUAAGGAAUUCUCUCAGCGCUCGCACCUGAAAAGUCACGAAAGAAUCCAUACUGACAAGAAGUCAUUUUCCUGUAAAGUGUGACUUAUUGAUAUUAUUGUUCAUUGUGGAGAUUCCUGUUAAGGGGAAAUUUUUUCUGUUAUUUUAUUUGUAUUUUCAUAUGUUGUAAGCAGCAUUUAAAGUGUAUUAAAACU
Molecule: messenger RNA, 2145 nt
Organism: Uloborus diversus
Lineage: Eukaryota; Metazoa; Arthropoda; Arachnida; Araneae; Uloboridae
Product: gastrula zinc finger protein XlCGF57.1-like
Exons: 1
Coding region: 134-2035 (633 amino acids)
Source: RefSeq, a predicted model, not a curated record